Molecule: messenger RNA, 1101 nt
Organism: Aspergillus melleus
Lineage: Eukaryota; Fungi; Ascomycota; Eurotiomycetes; Eurotiales; Aspergillaceae
Product: putative cyanamide hydratase
Exons: 2
Coding region: 214-948 (244 amino acids)
Source: RefSeq, a predicted model, not a curated record
ACCGGACGGUAAUGUAACCCUUUGCAUCAAACCAGCAAUGGACGAGGUGUCGGGUAUAUAAAGGCUUCACCCUGCCCUGUUUCAUGACUUUGGCUUCUUUUCAACAGACCUUUACUACUCAAUUUGACUGCCUUCUACUUCUAUUCGGGACACUUCUACUCAAAUCACAUCUAAUAAGGAACUAUCUCGUUGGCCAAAUCUUUCUGCUCCAAGAUGUGCCAACAGGAAACCGCUGCCAAUGGCUGGACCAGCAUGCCAGCCAACGCAGGCGCCAUCUUCGGUGACCAGCCUUUCAUCAACAAGCCGGAACCUCUCCCUCUGAGCGAGAUCAAGUUCCCCUUUGAUGAUCCCACUGUCGCAAAGACUCUGGAGUAUGCGAAGAAGACCCUCCAUCCCGAGACCUUCAAUCAUUCCAUGAGGGUUUACUUCUACGGAAUGGCCAUCACCAAGCAACAGUUCCCCGAUAAACAUGCGGCCUUGAACCCAGCAACCUGGGCCUUGGCCUGUCUGCUCCACGACCUCGGCACCGCAGAGGAGAACCUGACCGCCACCCGCAUGUCCUUUGACAUCUACGGCGGCAUCAAGGCCCUCAUCGUGCUCAAGGACUUCGGCGCCACCACCGAUCAGGCCGAGGCCGCUGCCGAGGCCAUCAUCCGCCAUGAAGAUAUGGGCGUCGACGGAACCAUCACGUACAUUGGACAGCUCAUCCAGCUGGCCACCACCUACGACAACACCGGGAUCCAUCCGCACGUUACGGAUUUCGGGAGCAUGAUCCACGAAUCCACUCGUGCUGAGAUCAACGAGGCUUAUCCGCGUAUGAAGUGGUGCACGUUCUUCUCUGCUACUAUUCGCAAGGAGGAGAGCAUUAAGCCUUGGUGCCACUCGACUCAUCUGGUCAACUUCGACAACGAGAUUGAGGCCAACACGCUGAUGAAGAAGUGGGAGUAAGCUCUCAUUGUGCGGAGAUCACCACGCUCUAGCUGAGGACUUGAGCUUGCGGUUAGUGCGCCCGUUGGAAAAAGUCAUGAUUAGAUGAGAGAAGAUGGCAUAAAUAGAACUCGAAUGUGCGAAAUUAUUACUUGUUUGUCUCUCUAUAGAUCU